UCCUCCUCGUAGGGGACAUUUUUUUUCUGAGGCUGCACGUGGCUGGUGCUCUGUAACACUUGGGUGAGCCGCACAGGUGGAGCUGUCGGGAAAGCGCGGAGGAGAUGUUGUCUCCGGUGACCGCAGAUGCGCCCACAGCUCUGCGGAGACGGAGGUGCCUGCGUCCCCGAUCGAGACGUCUGCCACUCCCAGCAGCUGUCCGCGCCCACGGUCCUGUGGCGGAGCUAACCGACUCCGCACGGGGCUGUGUGGUCUUUGAGGAUGUGUUUGUCUACUUCUCUCGGGAAGAAUGGGAGCUUCUUGAUGAUGCUCAGAGACUCCUGUACCAUGAUGUGAUGCUGGAGAACUUUGCACUUUUAGCCUCACUGGGAAUUGCAUUUUCCAGAUCAGAUGCAGUCAUGAAACUGGAGCAAGGAGAAGAGCCCUGGGUGUAUGACCAGGUGGAUAUGACUUCAGCCACAGGAAGAGAGGCCCAGAGGGGACCUAGACCUGGUUGUUGGCAUGGAAUGGAGGAUGAGGUGGUAUCUUCUGAGCAGAGCAUUUCUGCAGCAGGAGUGUCACAGGUCAGGACUCUCAUGGCAGAGCUGCAGACUCACCCAUGUGACGUAUGUGGUCCAAUAUUGAAAGAUAUCUUACACCUGGCUAAAUACCAUGGAGGAAAAGCCAAGCAGAAUCCAUGCUUGUGUGGGGCAUGUGGAAGGCAAUUCUGGUUCAGUAUGAACUUUGACCAGCACCUGAACCAGCCCAAUGGAAGGAAACCCUUCCAAAAGAAGGAGAGCAGAGACUCUGUGAAAAGCUGCGGAGUCCAUAUGCCAGAGAAGACCCUCACAUGUGGGAAAGGAGAGAGAGAGUUUUCAGCCACAUCUGGCCUUCAGCAUCAGGCCUCUCACAGCAGGAUGAAGCCUCACAAGAACACUAAGCUUGUAAGUGGCUUUUGCAUGGGACAGAGGUAUCAUAAAUGUGGUGAAUGUGGGAAAGCCUUCACCCGAAAAGACACACUUGCUCAGCAUCAGAGAAUCCACUCUGGAGAAAGGCCUUAUGAGUGUAGCGAAUGUGGAAAAUUCUUUAGACAAAUCUCUGGCCUGAUUGAGCACAGGCGAGUUCAUACAGGUGAAAGACUCUAUCAGUGUGGCAAAUGUGGCAAAUUCUUUAGCAGUAAGUCUAAUCUCAUUCGACACCAGGAAAUUCACACAGGAGCCAGGCCUUAUGUAUGCAUCGAAUGUGGUAAAGAGUUCAGUCGGAAACACACACUUGUUCUGCACCAACGAACUCACACUGGAGAAAGGCCUUAUGAGUGCAGUGAAUGUGGGAAGGCCUUUAGCCAAAGCUCCCACCUUAAUGUACACUGGAGAAUUCACAGUAGUGAUUAUGAGUGCAGCAGAUGUGGUAAAGCUUUCAGCUGCAUCUCUAAACUCAUUCAGCACCAGAAAGUUCACUCUGGUGAAAAGCCUUAUGAGUGUAGCAAGUGCGGGAAAGCCUUCACUCAAAGACCCAACCUCAUCAGGCACUGGAAAGUCCACACUGGGGAAAGGCCUUAUGUGUGUAGUGAGUGCGGGAGAGAGUUCAUCCGGAAACAGACACUUGUUCUGCACCAGAGGAUUCAUGCUGGAGAAAAGCUUUAAGAGUGUAACAAAUGUGGGAGACCCUUAGGCCAAUGCCCCCAACUUACUGUAUGGUGGGGAACUAGCAGCAGUUAAUGAGAGCAGCAGAUGCAGGAAAGCCUUUGCCUGGAGGCUGAACCUUGCACACCAUUGGGAAUUUCACACUGGACACAGGCCUUAGCAGUCCAAGCAAUACUCAUGUUAGUAUGCUCUGUGGC
Saimiri boliviensis boliviensis (Bolivian squirrel monkey) is the source of this 1819-nucleotide messenger RNA. It is a transcript of the gene ZNF671, whose product is annotated as zinc finger protein 671. The record is from RefSeq and is a predicted model, not a curated record. Gene Ontology annotation, molecular function: DNA-binding transcription activator activity, RNA polymerase II-specific; RNA polymerase II cis-regulatory region sequence-specific DNA binding. Gene Ontology annotation, cellular component: nucleus. NCBI's taxonomy places the organism in Eukaryota, Metazoa, Chordata, Mammalia, Primates, Cebidae. Gene Ontology annotation, biological process: regulation of transcription by RNA polymerase II.